GAUAUCAAACAAAUUUCGCGUCAUCUUCUACGCGACCGGACCAGACCAGCGUCCUCCUUAUAACAUUUCCUAUUAUUAAAAAUGAAAAAUUAAAUUAAAAAAACCUCCGCUGCUCAUCACCACUCUCCCUAUUUCCUUAAAUCUUUCAUUCCUCAGUCUCUGUUUCAGAUUUGUCAUUCCUUUUUAUUUUCUGGGUAGUCUUUUUAAUAAGAACAAUGCAAGCCGCUCAAGCAGUGAGCAAUGGAGCUGCAGAAGCUCCUCCUGCUGAGAUAAUUGUUUUAUGCAGGCUGGUCCCGAAAAUGUGAAGGAAGAAGCUACAGACCAAGGACCUGCUGGGAGGCGCCCAGACAUAUCACUUCAAAUACCCCCAAGGCCUGCGGCUUUUGGCAGUAGCCGCAGCGGAAAGGGUUUACUCCAGUCUCAAGGUUCCUCUAAGGGUAGCUCACUAUCAGGUGGCCUCUUCCGGGGGUUAAGCUUCAAGAAAAAAGCUACUCUACCAGAUGGUGAGAAAAGCUCCCUCCUUAAUACAGACCCCAGUAAAGCUCCUGAAAGUCCCACAAUGGCCAAUUUUGCAUCAGCUCUUCCUUGGGCAAGAUGUACCUCACUUCCUGUUACGCCGGCGUCAAAUUUGUCCCCCUCUGUUUCUACACCUAUCUCUGCGAGGAUGUAUAAUGAAGUGCACAAGCCACAUAAAGAAACUGUUCAGGCUACAGUUUCAAGGUCCCUGUCUGUGCCUGGACGAAAUAUUGUCAUUGUAAGAUCCGUAUCUUUUGCUACUCGAAAUGAGCAGACCCAAACAGAUCCUAGUAAUGAUCAAAUAACUCCAGUUCCAGUGGAGGAGACCAAUGAUGAAGAAAUUCCAGAAGAAGAAGCAGUGUGCAGGAUAUGUCUUGAUGUAUGUGAAGAACAAAAUACACUCAAAAUGGAAUGCUUUUGCAAAGGUGCUCUCAGACUUGUGCAUGAAGAGUGUGCCAUUAAGUGGUUUAGCACAAAAGGAAACAAGAAAUGUGAUGUAUGUGGGAAAGAGGUUCAGAAUUUACCUGUAACCUUACUUCGGGUGCAGAGCUCUGUUCAAAGGGGUACCAGACAGGAGCACAAUCAACAGAGCUUGCGUCCAGAAACGAUAAGUGCCUGGCAGGACUUUGUGGUACUGGUCUUAAUUAGCACAAUAUGCUAUUUCUUCUUCCUUGAGCAGCUACUGAUUGGUGACUUGAAAACUCAAGCAAUUGUUAUUGCAGCACCAUUUGCAUUUACAUUGGGCCUCUUGGCAUCCAUAUUUUCCAUCAUCCUUGCAAUCAAGGAGUAUAUAUGGACAUAUGCAGCUCUUGAGUUUGCACUUGUGGCCAUUCUCGUCCAUCUGCUCUACUCGAUACUUCAUCUGAUGGCUAUUUACUCAAUAUUGAUUGCUUCGGUAUUGGGUUUUGGUAUAGCCAUGAGCCUCAACUCAUUGUAUAUGCAAUAUUUCACCUGGAGAGUUCAAGUUGCACAAAAUCAAAACUCCAGCCCAGUAUGACUGAAUCCUGGUACCAACAAGGAAUCGCUUGCAUUAUGUUGGCCAAUUGUUAACAAAUUAGUGUACAUCCAUUACUCAGGCCAAAUUUAACUUCUUCCUUUUCUUUUCAAUGAGAGGGGCCAAAUUUAACUAAUAGUAUACAGUGCUUUGUAUUAUAUAAAGAUGAAGCCUGUAGCUGAAGAUCCAAGUUUUUUGGCCAAUUGCUUUUGCUGUUUUA
Prunus avium (sweet cherry) is the source of this 1730-nucleotide messenger RNA. RefSeq names its product RING/U-box superfamily protein. The record is from RefSeq and is a predicted model, not a curated record. Gene Ontology annotation, molecular function: zinc ion binding. Lineage: Eukaryota; Viridiplantae; Streptophyta; Magnoliopsida; Rosales; Rosaceae.